AAUACGCUACUGCUUGAAGAAAACAAUAGCCGAUCGGGUGCACGGCAGUGCCAUAUUGCUGCUGUAGUGGAAGUUGAGCAGGGCUGAGGAAGCUCCUUGUAAGCUGUAGCGUAGUGCAGUGCAAAGAAAGUUAACAAUAAUCUCAAAAAGUAUGCCUCGUUGCCUGAUAAAGUCGAUGGCGCGAUAUCACAAGACGGACAAAUCGAACGAAGAGUCCGAUUUUCCGUGGCUGCCGCCGUCCGCGGAUCUCAAACGGAAGAGCCAUGCCAAAGACGCGACGUUCAAGACGAGCAACAUCUGGACUUGCUCCGGGUUGCCUAUCGUAACCCGUUACAGCUUCCACAAGAGCAACGGUGCGAGAUUCGACGGCGAAUUAAAUUCAACCGGGCGAAAUUUCGUGAAUGUACACCACGACGCCGCGUCGAUCGACGGGCACGUGAUCGACAAUACGGCAAUAUUUCUCGACGGCGUGUCGCGAUUCCCCGCCAAGGCGGAGGGAUCGGCGGGACCGGCGGCGACGCAGACGAUAAACCCGGGAAAAAUCGGCGGCGUGAUAAAUCCGAAGGUCGCGAUCGAUGGCUGCGAGACGCAGACGUUUUCGCAGGCGUUGUAUUUGCUGCCGAAGCAGAAGCAGCACGAGCCGGUGGUCAACGCCGCCGAGGGUAAGACGACGUCUGCACGGGAGGGUGGCCAGCACUGGAAGAGAAAUAAAACGAUGCACUAUUGCCCCUAUUGUCGCAAGAGCUUCGACCGACCGUGGGUGCUGAAAGGCCACCUGCGCCUGCAUACGGGCGAGCGACCCUUCGAGUGUCCGGUUUGCCACAAAUCCUUCGCCGACCGCUCGAAUCUUCGCGCGCAUCAAAGGACACGUAAUCAUCAUCAGUGGCAGUGGCGCUGCGGCGUGUGCUUUAAGGCUUUCUCGCAAAGGCGCUACUUGGAACGCCACUGUCCGGAAGCCUGUCGCAAAUACCGUAUAUCUCAGAAGAAGGAUCUCGUUUGUCCGUAAAAUGUACUGGUUCGAAACGAUGCGGCGAGGAGUGCUGGCGGCUGUUAAAGUCGUUUUCGACGGUGCAUAUUGCGCUUGUAUCAAUGUAAAACCAAUAUCAUUAUGCUAUUAUGUUUGAGCAAUAUGCGUUAUACAAUGCCGUUUUUCACAUUCCUCAAUAAAAUUGUAAUUUUAUUGUAUCUUCAA
Solenopsis invicta (red fire ant) is the source of this 1192-nucleotide messenger RNA. Its product is annotated as protein snail. Lineage: Eukaryota; Metazoa; Arthropoda; Insecta; Hymenoptera; Formicidae. The coding region runs from base 152 to 1006 and encodes 284 amino acids. The transcript is spliced from 3 exons. The record is from RefSeq and is a predicted model, not a curated record.